CUAACUUGCUAUCAUCCGUGUCACACUGACUUGUACGUUAUGUGACAUAUGGGUGACUCCCUCUUGGUGAUGUCAUCAGUGGCAUUACACACACAGUGGGCACCUCAGACUCACGGUCAAGGCUAUUCCUGGUCUGUCAACAUACUCAAAUCUAUCAUUAUGCGUGAGAUUGUUCAUCUACAGAUCGGACAGUGUGGGAAUCAGAUCGGCUCAAAGUUCUGGGAGGUGAUCAGUGAUGAACAUGGUAUUAACAGAGCAGGAGCGUAUGAGGGCGACAUGGACCUUCAGCUGGAGAGGGUCAAUGUUUACUUCAAUGAAGCACAUGAGGGCAAAUAUGUUCCAAGAGCAUUGUUAGUGGACCUGGAGCCGGGCACUAUGGACAGCGUGAGGGGCAGUCCCAUAGGAAAGCUCUUCAGACCGGAUAACUUUAUUCACGGCAAUUCUGGAGCUGGCAAUAACUGGGCCAAAGGUCACUAUACUGAGGGCGCAGAACUCGUGGAGCAGGUUGUGGAUCGCGUUCGUAAUGAAGCCGAGAGCUGCGACUGCAUGCAGGGCUUCCAGUUCGUCCACUCUCUGGGUGGUGGCACUGGUUCGGGAAUGGGCACCCUGAUUAUCAAUAAGAUCCGAGAAGAGUAUCCUGACCGCAUCAUGAAUAGUUUCAGCAUAAUGCCCUCGCCGAAGGUCUCCGAUACAGUAGUCGAGCCGUAUAACGCGACCCUAUCAAUCCACCAACUGAUUGAGAAUACAGAUGAGACAUUUUGUAUUGAUAACGAAGCGCUGUACGAUAUCUGCUUUCGCACUCUUAAGCUCAAAACGCCAACUUACGGAGAUCUCAACCACCUUGUAUCCCUCACCAUGAGUGGGGUCACGACCUCCCUUCGCUUCCCAGGUCAACUGAAUGCUGACCUUCGGAAGCUGGCCGUCAAUAUGGUGCCCUUCCCACGUCUCCAUUUCUUCAUGACUGGGUUCGCUCCUCUCACUGCACGCGGUAACCUACAAUACCGCGCCGUAACAGUGCCCGAGCUCACCCAGCAGAUGUUCGACGCCCGAAAUAUGAUGACCGCGUGCGACCCACAUCGAGGUCGCUAUCUGACAGUCGCUGGCAUCUUCCGUGGUCGCAUGUCCACUAAAGAGGUCGAUGAGCAGAUGCUCUCCGUUCAACAGAAGAACAGCAAUUACUUCGUAGACUGGAUCCCUCACAACGUCAAAGUGGCUGUUUGUGACAUCCCACCACGAGGCCUCAAAAUGUCCUCCACCUUCAUCGGAAACAACACCGCCAUCCAGGAGAUAUUCAAGCGCAUAGGAGAGCAGUUCGCGCUCAUGUUUCGACGCAAGGCCUUCCUGCAUUGGUACACGGGGGAGGGCAUGGAUGAGCUGGAGUUCUCCGAGGCCGAGAGCAACAUGAAUGAUUUGGUUUCAGAGUACCAGCAGUAUCAGGAUGCCACCGCUGAUAUGGAUGACGAUGCAGAAGAUGAAGUGACAGAAGAGGAGGGUCUGUCAUCAACAGCACCGAGCACUCAAGUGGAGAUUAAGACUGAGGCGGUCACUGAAACGUCCGUUAGUGAAUGACGGAUGGGCUUUAGCGAAUAUGACAAGAGUGGAUCUGAUUGUGUAAAGAGUCAUUCAGUGACCCCAAAAAGUAUUUAGACACUUAAGAUGCAGUUAAAAUUUAUAUAUGAAUUACAUUGCGUAAUGCUUGGCUUGAAAGGUGUGCUUUUUGAAUAAAAACUUUUUUUGUAUUUUUGAAAUUCAAUGACAAUGUGCCUUAAGUGUUGAAACACUGUUUGGAACCACUGUUCAUUGAAAUUUUUCUGUCCUCCAGGAUUAUGAAUUACACACAUUUAAUAUAUAAUUUUCUUAUCUUUGCUAUAUAUUUUCAAAAGGUUGGGUUGAUAUGUUUUUGAAAGUCUUACCAAGGCUGCAUUUAUUUAAUAAAAAUACAGUAAAGCAGUAAUAUUGUGAAUAUUAUAAAAUAUGGACAAUUUGGAAAAUCAUUUCUUAAUAAUGGCAAUGUUAAAGAAAGUUUCUCAGGAUUAUUUGAUGAAUAGAAAGGAUUCAAAAAAAUCUUUUGUAACAUUAUAAAUGUUACAUUUGAUCAAUUUAAUGCAUCCUCAUCAAGUAAAAGUAUUCAUUAUUUUAAGGACGAAUCUCACUGAACCCAGUCUUUUGAACAGUAGUGUGUAGUUUGUUGCAGAGCUUAUUUUUGUAUAACAAUAUGAAAAAAAUAAAUCUAUACUGAUGUGAGUAACAUCACUGGAGAAUACAACAAUUUCCGUAUGUUCUGUAACAAUGAAAAUCUAGAUAUCUUGAGAAAAAUAUAUAUGGAAAAACAGAUUGUCAAAACUUUUUUUCUUUUGUGUGGUGUUAUAGUGCGAUGUAGAGGCUUAAAUUCUUCUGUCAUUAUUUGUUGUCAGUAUUUUAAAAAAUGCUACAUUUUUGUUGUUUAUUAUUUUGCUUAUCCUUUAAAAGCAUGAUACAAAAUGAUUUUAUAAAUAUAAACUGCAACUGUUUCAGAAUAUGUGAUGUAUCUGCAUUGUACUUGAGUAUUUAUAAUGCUAAAAACUUUCAUGCCUUUACCAUUUCAUUGUCAUUUGUCAUUCACCCAUCAGUUUUCUUGCGAAAUGUAUUAAAAUAAAAUGUUUUGGAUAUCA
This is a messenger RNA of Carassius gibelio (silver crucian carp), 2651 nucleotides long. Its product is annotated as tubulin beta chain. The record is from RefSeq and is a predicted model, not a curated record. The coding region runs from base 49 to 1569 and encodes 506 amino acids. Gene Ontology annotation, molecular function: structural constituent of cytoskeleton; GTP binding; GTPase activity. Lineage: Eukaryota; Metazoa; Chordata; Actinopteri; Cypriniformes; Cyprinidae. Gene Ontology annotation, cellular component: microtubule; cytoplasm. The transcript is spliced from 4 exons. Gene Ontology annotation, biological process: mitotic cell cycle; microtubule cytoskeleton organization.